This is a messenger RNA of Malassezia pachydermatis, 1680 nucleotides long. Its product is annotated as monodehydroascorbate ferredoxin reductase. The transcript has a single exon. The coding region runs from base 1 to 1680 and encodes 559 amino acids. Gene Ontology annotation, molecular function: 2 iron, 2 sulfur cluster binding; flavin adenine dinucleotide binding; oxidoreductase activity, acting on NAD(P)H. Gene Ontology annotation, cellular component: cytoplasm. The record is from RefSeq and is a predicted model, not a curated record. Lineage: Eukaryota; Fungi; Basidiomycota; Malasseziomycetes; Malasseziales; Malasseziaceae.
AUGUCAACGAGUAAUGGGAAGGCGAAGGAGCGUGUGUUUGCCGGUUUGGUCGCGGAUAUGCCCAUCGGCAGCAUGCGAGAAGUGCCCCUACAGUCAGAUAUAGAUCCACCUGUCAAUGCGUUGGUAUCCAAUGUGCAUGGCACCUACUAUGCCACCACGUCCAAAUGCACGCACUAUGGUCUGCCGUUGGUAAAGGGUGUGCUGACGGACGAUGGGCGUGUGUACUGUCCCUUCCAUGGUGCUUGCUUCAAGGUGACGACAGGUGACAUUGAGGAUGCGCCUGCUCUAGCCCCACUCAAGACCAUUGAGGUUGAGGUCAGCGGCGAGGAAGUGUACCUGCUUGUGGACUAUGAGGAGCUGAAGAAACCUGCGUGGACGGCGUGCAAGAAAGACAAGAACGCUGCAACAUCAGGCCCUACGACGGUGUUUGUUGGCGGUGGCGCUGUGACGUUGCAUGCCGUGCAAGAAAUGCGCCGCAGUGGCUACCAAGGCAAGAUCAUUGUGCUUACCGCCGAGUCGUACCCUACCAUUGACCGUACGAAGUUGAGCAAGGCAACAGCGCCAUCGCUUGACAGUGUGCUUGUACGUGAUGAGGUAUUCUGGCGUGAGACGCUGGAUGUUGAUCUGCGUUUGUCGUCGCCUGUGUUUAUGAUCGAUACGAAGAUGAAGCGAUUGCAUGUCCAUGGCGGCAAUACGGUGCUGUAUGAUUACCUGGUGCUUGGUACAGGUUCUGUGCCGCGUCGGUUGCCUGUGCCAGGCGCCGAUGCGAAGGGCGUGUACGUCUUGCGCACUUAUCAGGAUGCUGAGGCCAUUUCCGAGGCGCUCCACAAGCGCCCUUCGCCGAAGCUGGUGGUCAUCGGUACUGGCUUUAUUGGCCUGGAGAUGGGCAUUGCGCUAUCGAAGCGGGCGGAGGUGACGCUGAUCGGACAAACCCACGUUCCGUUGGAGGGCCCGCUGGGCCGCCAAGUGGGUGGUGGGUUGCAAACGGCCAUUAUGAACGAGCGCAACCUUCGAUUUUUGAACGCGGUGGAUGUCGUGAGCAUUGAUACCGACCUGAACGGCCAUGUGCGUGGCGUCACGGUCCAGCCACGCGCGCGCGGCUCGCCGCAGCUGCAACUGCAUGCCGAUUUGGUGCUCAUGUCGACGGGCGCGCGCCCUGCGACUGACUUUUUGAAGAACUCGCCGUCGUUCCCGGCGCUACGACCGGAUGGCUCGGUAGAAGUGGACUCGGCGCUACGUGUGGCCGGCCUCAAGGAUGUGUAUGCAGGCGGUGAUAUCGCUGCCUACCCGAAUGAGCAAAGCCAGCACCAUGUGCGCAUUGAGCACUGGAAUGUGGCCAGCAACCAUGGACGCCAGAUCGGGCGUACGAUUGCCAGUGGAAAGAUUCGCACGUACACACAUAUACCUGUGUUCUGGUCCGGUCUUACGUCGCCACUGCGGUAUGCAGGUACAGGGGUGGGCUACACGCAAGUCUAUGUGGAUGGCGAGCCGGAUGAGGCGGAGUUUAUUGCGUACUAUGCGAAGGACGAUCGCGUGAUUGGCGUCGCAAGUAUGUGGAAAGAUCCGAUGUUGGUCCAGGCGCUGUCGCUCAUGCGGGCUGGCAAAAUGCCCAAGCUGAGUGUACUGGCGGCCGGUCUGGACAUCAUGACACUAAACACCGCACCUGCACGGAAACUCUAA